AUUGCGUCAUGCAGCCAGCCAGUGAACUGUGCGUACGCAGACCGUGGGAGGCGGGAGGACGGCCUAGGUGCGCGCGUCUGCGUUUUGCUGUCCCGGAAGGGGAACUGCGCGGUUGAGGGGACCGGGGAUCGAGCAUUUUAGAUCGGCUUUGGUAAACCUGGUUCACCACCAUGCUGGCCGCAAGACUUGUGUGUCUCCAGGUUCUACCUUCCCGGAUUUUCCACCCAGCUUUCACCAAGGCCUCCCCAGUUGUGAGGAAUUCCAUCAGGAAGAAUCAAUGGCUUUUAACACCCAGCAGGGAAUAUGCCAGCAAGACAAGAAUUGGGAUCCGACGUAGUAGAACUGGCCAAGAACUCAAGGAAGCAGCAAUGGAACCAUCAAUGGAAAAAAUAUUUAAAAUUGAUCAGAUGGGAAGAUGGUUUAUUGCUGGAGGGGCUGCUGUUGGUCUUGGAGCAUUGUGCUACUAUGGCUUGGGAAUGUCAAAUGAGAUUGGAGCAAUCGAAAAGGCUGUAAUCUGGCCCCAGUACGUCAAGGAUAGAAUUCAUUCCACCUAUAUGUACUUAGCAGGAAGUAUUGGUUUAACAGCUUUGUCUGCCCUGGCAGUGAGCAGAACUCCUGUUCUCAUGAACUUCAUGAUGAGAGGCUCUUGGGUGACAAUUGGUGCAACCUUUGCAGCUAUGAUUGGAGCUGGAAUGCUGGUACAAUCAAUACCAUAUGACCAGAGCCCAGGCCCAAAGCAUCUUGCUUGGUUACUACAUUCUGGUGUGAUGGGUGCUGUGGUAGCUCCUCUGACGAUAUUAGGGGGGCCUCUUCUCAUCAGAGCUGCAUGGUACACAGCAGGCAUCGUAGGAGGCCUCUCCACUGUGGCGAUGUGUGCACCGAGUGAGAAGUUUCUGAACAUGGGCGCACCCCUGGGAGUGGGCCUGGGUCUUGUCUUUGUGUCCUCUCUGGGAUCUAUGUUUCUUCCACCUACCACUGUGGCUGGUGCCACUCUGUACUCAGUGGCAAUUUAUGGUGGAUUAGCUCUUUUCAGCAUGUUCCUUCUUUAUGAUACGCAGAAAGUAAUCAAGCGUGCAGAAAUAGUACCAGUGUAUGGAGUUCAAAAAUAUGAUCCCAUCAAUUCGAUGCUGAGAAUCUACAUGGACACGUUGAAUAUAUUUAUGCGCGUUGCCACUAUUCUAGCGACUGGGAGCAACAGAAAGAAGUGAAGUAACUCAGCUUCUGACUUCUUUAGUGUAUCAGACAUCUUGCUUGUUUAAUAGGGGCAGGUAUUCAUUAAUAGUUCAAGCAGCUUUCAUUGAAGUUUAGAAGAUAAGAACUUGUCAUCCUGUUUGAAAUGUCCCAGUAAUGUGAUGCUUCAGGUCUGCUUUUCUUCUGGAGAAUAAAUUCAGUAGUUCUCUGCCAAAUGAGCACACACACUCAAUUCUCAUGUUUGAGUUAUUCUGAAAUGCUUUAAUGAGUAAAAACUGAGGCUUGUGUUGGGAGAAUUUAUUUUAUCUUUCGAUUUUUUUAAGUGAAAAUCAGCAAACUUGUAUUUACCUACAUAAAUUUUGGAAUGCAGAAUAUUAACAAGUAAUGUUAUAAGUGGUGUAAAGGUUUGGUACAAGGACCAGAGAGAAGUUAAAGGGUCACCUGCAGUCUUUCUUUAAAUGCUUAGACUUUAGGACUUGUGUAACUGGUGGUGAGCCAGUGAGAGGCAAUCACUUUUUACAUUUGUCUGCUGAAUUUAUCAGAAGCAUUGACCAUAAAACAAAGACAUGAGUGAUACAUUUUCCUGGUGUUCCUUUUUAGUUCUCUUUUUAAAAUGUAGAUGUGGUCAUGUUUGGCUCCUCAUUGUUUGACAUUAUUAGGACACUUUAGAAUUUUAAUAUGAAGAAUUCCUGAUAUAUAAUACGUGUGUGUGUGUUUUACUUUUGUGUGUUCUAGAACAAAAUAUCCUUAGAAUACCUCCUCAGGAUAAAAUAUUCAAAGUAUACAAAUAAUAUGUUCAUAAUUGCUGAAAUUUUUGCAUAUUUAUUGAAAUGUUUAAUAGAAUACAUGCUUGCUUUUCUCAUCUUUUCAGGCUUUGAAGCUUCUAUUAGGAAAGCCUGUUUGUGGCUUACACUUAAGAUAUGAAGGCGAUUUUUCUCCUAAGACUUGGUUUCUUGCAUUCCCUCUUAGACCAACCACUAAAAAAAGGAAAGCACAGAUACUCUUUCUUUAUGGACUAUAUUAGUCAAAAAUGUAAUGGGCAGAAUACUUCAUUAGCAUGUCCCCUAGCAGAAUUUGCCUUCUCUCCUACAUAGACGGUUACUUAAUUCCCUUGUAACAUUUGUAAGUUUUUUGAUAAGAGCUAUUUUGAAAGUUCUUAAUGAAGUAUAUAUGAUUAUUGAGAUGAUUGGUGUUUGACAAGCAUUUAUUAUAGUAAUACAGAAAUAACUAUUCUAAUGACCACGAGUCACAUAGGAUGCUUAUGUUUGAAAUAAUAAAGGUUCCAGCCAGA
Messenger RNA from Phyllostomus discolor (pale spear-nosed bat), 2482 nucleotides. RefSeq names its product growth hormone inducible transmembrane protein (gene GHITM). The transcript is spliced from 9 exons. Bases 171 to 1208 code for a protein of 345 amino acids. The record is from RefSeq and is a predicted model, not a curated record. NCBI's taxonomy places the organism in Eukaryota, Metazoa, Chordata, Mammalia, Chiroptera, Phyllostomidae. Gene Ontology annotation, cellular component: mitochondrial inner membrane.